GGAGGUAUAAAGCAAGGCUGGAGGCCAGGAAGGAGCCAGUGUCUGCUACCUCCCCAACACUACACUACCAAACAUGUUCACCUCUGUGGCGUUGAUGUGCCUGCUGGUGGCCGCAAGUGUGGCUCUCCCAGGCGGCUACCAACAACCUUCAUACAAUGUGCCCACUCCCUACACCUUCAACUAUGGGGUCACCGCCGGCAACAACAACUUCGGUCAACACGAGAGUGGUGACGGACGCAACGUCAGGGGCAAGUACUAUGUGCACCUUCCCGACGGCCGAGUACAGACGGUGGGUUACUGGGCUGACGGCAGCGGCUUCCAUUCUACUGUGAACUACCAGGGCACCGCCAGUCAUCCCGGCAGUGGUUAUGGCUACCACUAACACCAACCAUCGCCAAGCCUGGUCCUUUAGGUUAAACUCAUGAAUAUUAAACAAAAGCAACGUC
Molecule: messenger RNA, 446 nt
Organism: Homarus americanus (American lobster)
Lineage: Eukaryota; Metazoa; Arthropoda; Malacostraca; Decapoda; Nephropidae
Product: pro-resilin-like
Exons: 3
Coding region: 74-382 (102 amino acids)
Cellular component (GO): extracellular matrix
Source: RefSeq, a predicted model, not a curated record